AUGGCCAUGAAAGACCCUUCAGUGGAAAAAGCAUCAUCUACGCCUGUGUUGGACACCCCUUAUGUCCGGCUACAUAUCACACCGCUUGACCCCGACCUGAUCAAGACAGUACUUUCGUCAGCUCUCCUCCCGAAAGCUCGCAACAUCUCCUAUCACACAAUCGAGACUUUUCCCGAGAAGCGAUACGGGUUCCUUGAGUUGCCAUAUGAGGACGCAGAAAAGCUUAGAAAAAAGCUUAACGGCGCCACCCUCAAGGGCGUCAAGAUUCGUAUCGAACGUGCCAAACCCUCCCGCGUCCCGGAGCCACUGGGCCCAGAAGCCAUUGCGAGAGAAAACGCUGUGGCAAUCGGUUCAGCUGAUGUGACAGGCUUAGACAAGAGCAAGCCCAAAAAGCGGAAACGGGACCCUGAAGUGCUUAGUGGUAUUGUCCUGAAGGACGGGAGGAAGGUCAAGCGGGGGUGGACCACUGCUGAAGACCCCAGGGAGAAGAAAAUGAAAAAGGACAAGGAGGUAAAGAAAAGGAAAAGGGAAAACGAGCCAAAAAAGCAGGCCAAAUCCAAGUAUACAGACCAUGCUGAGUGUCUCGUGAAGACAAUAUUGCCUGCCAAUGUCUCCGCAAUGAUGGAUGCAACUCCACUGAAAAAGAAAAAGGGGAAAUCGCGAGAAGUUACGGUUCACGAGUUUGAGAAGACCACUAAGUUUCCGACCUUCUUGAAGACAUCGUCAACUAGCGCUCAGUCCAAGCCUGUGCUGGAAUUUGUCGACGGGAAAGGUUGGGUAGACGAGAACGGAAAUGUGGUCGAAGUCGUCAAAACUAGGCCUCCUGCUCCUACCAAGGUGGACACUUCAAGUGAGAUGAAGGAAAGUUCAAAGCAGAACCUACCAGGAGGCAACGGAAGCUCGAUCGCCGGCGACGAUGAAGCUUCUUCUGACCACGAAGGAACAGCUCAUUAUAACGAAGAUGGUCGCCACUUGACUCCAGACUCGACGACAAAUGACGCCCUACUAGUACCUGAGUUACCUAGACCCUCUUCUCAAAAAGCCAAACCAACUGGUCCAAAGGAGGGUCUUACAAUCAAAAUCCCCCCGGCAACGCCCAGUGAACCAAAGGUCCAUCCGUUAGAGGCCUUGUUUAAACGCCCCAAACAGCCCGAAGGCGAAGCUGCCGAUGAAGGACCUGAGGCAAAAGGCUUUAGCUUUUUUGGUGAUAACGAGGAAGGUGUUGAAGAGGAUUGCAGUGGCGUAGACGCUGAUGGUUUACCUGGCUUCCAAGAACCGUUGACCCCUUUCACUCGUAAGGACCUCGAGCUGCGGGGUAUCAGAAGUGCAGCUCCCACUCCGGAUACCGCUCAUCCUUCCCGAAGAUUUAUACCAUGGGACAAUGAGGAUAAUGAUGAAGAAAUUGGUCGCGAGGAAACGCCACAAGGUCACGAGGAAGCAGAAGCUCUUCCCAGCAAUGAUAUAAUGCCGGAGAAUGAUAGUGAGGGGAAAAAAGCUAGUGACUUUGAGAAGUGGUUCUGGGAGAACCGAGGAGAAUUGAACCGAGCAUGGAAAAGGAGAAGAAAGUUGGCGGGCAAGGAAAAGAGGUAUAGAGAAAAUAAGGCUCGGAUGGCCCGGGCCAUCUAG
Thermochaetoides thermophila DSM 1495 is the source of this 1626-nucleotide messenger RNA. RefSeq lists its product as uncharacterized. The transcript has a single exon. The record is from RefSeq and is a predicted model, not a curated record. Lineage: Eukaryota; Fungi; Ascomycota; Sordariomycetes; Sordariales; Chaetomiaceae. The coding region runs from base 1 to 1626 and encodes 541 amino acids. Gene Ontology annotation, molecular function: nucleic acid binding.